This is a messenger RNA of Fusarium poae, 330 nucleotides long. RefSeq lists its product as uncharacterized. Lineage: Eukaryota; Fungi; Ascomycota; Sordariomycetes; Hypocreales; Nectriaceae. Bases 1 to 330 code for a protein of 109 amino acids. The transcript has 2 exons. The record is from RefSeq and is a predicted model, not a curated record.
AUGGGCAGUCUUUCCACAGAUGCUAUCGUAACUAUCAUCAGUACAAUUCCUGGAUUACUUCUGUCGUCUUUGAGUGCUUGGUUCGCAUACGCAGCCAUCCGACGUCGCCAUGUCGGCAGCAAUGAUAUCGAGACCUCAACCGUCGGUCCCGUUUUGAUACGGAUGGAUACCGCUUCUUUAACCGCAUCGUCUAUUGCUCUUCAACUUCCGCCUGUACCAGCAGUACAGUCUCAGUUUGAGAACGCAAAUUCACCAGGCGUAUUUCGACGCCCACCAAGUCAAAAGCUCGAGCAUAUCUUGCAGCAGUGUCGGGAUGUCUCGUCCAUUUAG